This is a messenger RNA of Sphaeramia orbicularis (orbiculate cardinalfish), 4346 nucleotides long. It is a transcript of the gene hlcs, whose product is annotated as holocarboxylase synthetase (biotin-(proprionyl-CoA-carboxylase (ATP-hydrolysing)) ligase). The record is from RefSeq and is a predicted model, not a curated record. Bases 112 to 2907 code for a protein of 931 amino acids. Lineage: Eukaryota; Metazoa; Chordata; Actinopteri; Kurtiformes; Apogonidae. Gene Ontology annotation, cellular component: cytoplasm. Gene Ontology annotation, molecular function: biotin--[biotin carboxyl-carrier protein] ligase activity. Gene Ontology annotation, biological process: protein modification process. The transcript is spliced from 11 exons.
AGACUGUCGCAAAGGCUAGCUAAGUUUGACAGCUGUGUUGUGUAUAAAGAGAAGAACGUUAAAUGGCGAAAAGCGCAGCGGUUCUGGCCUCCUCCGUGUAGGCUGAUUAAGAUGUUAAUAACGCUGUCGUACGUCUACCUGUGGGUGCGCUUCCAUAAGUGCUAUUCGGUGCUGAUCCGUAAUAGUCUGUUCAGGCUGAACAGCAGCAGCUUCAGCUUCACCUUCACACUGUGCUCCAGCUCGGCCUCACCUACAGACACAGCACCGCCGACUACACAGAACAGGAGCGUACACAGACAGACCAGUCCGCCUCCACCCGAGGACAACGUCUUCCUUCAGCUGGGAGAUAAGGCAGUCUAUGUCACCGAGCCUCAGGCAUGUGACGACCUCAGCAAAUGGACUGUGUUGUUUGGCUCCUCGCUUGUUUGUGGUCCAUGCAUAGAGAAUGUUUCAUUCAUCAUAGAAGCUACAGGACACAGAGCAGCCUAUCACUCUCCUCAUACAACCAAUAAAAAAGUGCUGAAGUGGUCUGACUACUGCCUUCCUCUGGCCUGUUACCCUGGUCAGCCCUUCAAAGCAGUGGCUCAGGCCAGUGUGGAUAACUUCAGCCGGCUGGGGGUGGCCUUUAUUGAAGAUCGCCUUCAGCUAGAUGAUGGACUUAUGCCUUCAAAGAUAAUUCCUGUCCUCCUCCAAGAGUCUACUCUGAGCCAGUUGUUAGAGAAGCAGCAUCUGCAGUGCCUGAACGCUGUCACAUCACUACAGCUCUGCAGCAGCCAGGCAGCAAAGGUCCGGCCUGAAUCUUCACCUUGUCGUCUGUCAGUCGAUCACCAGCCCCUACAGUGCCGCAAAGGCAGCCUCCGCCUUUCCCCAGAGGCUAGGAAGAGGCUCGAGGAGCGGCGGGGAUCAGAACCACUCCGCGGCACACAGGAUCUGGGUUCUGUCUGUGCUUCUGAGGACCACUCAUUGGGGAAUCAUCACCACAUGGAGGGGCAUGGACACCACCUCCAUCUGUCUAGUUGUCAUGAGUGUUUAGAGCUGGAGAACAGCACCAUCCUUUCUGUCAAAUUUGCCUCUGCUGAGAACAUUCCAGACCUUCCUGACGAUAACUCGAUAGAACUGGAUAGCGGAGAUGAAACUCUAGAUGAGCUUGAGCAAGACAGCAAAGGUUUUUGUCAUCAAAGUGGCAGACUUGACUGUACUGGCAAACCACCAAAUGUCCUGGUCUACACAGGCGGCUGUCAGGCUCGUUUUGAGGUGGUUCGCCAAGUUUUAGCAGACUGUAUAAACAUGGAAAACUACAUAAUUUAUCCCCUCACACCACAACAGGCUCUAAAUGAUCCGUGGUUGGACAACACCAGGCUUCUGGUACUAGCAGAGGAGGAAGCCUUAACCCCUCAUCUGCAGACCCGCUUUCUCACCUACCUAAGCCAAGGAGGUAGGGUCCUUGGACUGGCCUCCAGCCUCUGCCCUGCAGGACUGUCUCUGGGGAUUAGAAAGAGGAAGCAGGGGCAUGUCUGCAGGCUGAGCUUCACCAGAGAAGACAACACAGAACUGGAACUGAGUGUGUUAGACAGUGGGAAGGUGUUCAUCAGGGACACCCAGGGUGGGGGCGAAGUGGAGCUGUGGGGUGAGCUGAAAGGGGAUGUCCUUCAUCAGAGGGCUAUGGUUAUUGUCAGAGUCACACACGGAGAAGAUGGUGGCGAAGCUGUCCUCUGUCAGGUCCACUUGGAAAUGUCUCCUGACUGCCAGAAUGUAACAUCUGAGGGUUUUGAUGAACUGAAAGUCAGCAAUGCGCUGCGUUAUGAAGUCUUGACAGAAAUCCUCACCUCUCUGGGCCUCAGCUGUGACCUGAACCAGACUUUACCACCAAGCCCUGUUUACCUGCUCGCCUCUUCUCAGGAAACCAAAGUCAGGUCCCUGAAGUGGCUGAAGACACGAGCAGAUUAUCAAGGCAUCCUCACAUUGCCUAAGGCCUCCCUCAGGAUGGUCUCCUGUUCAGAACAGCAGGAUGAGUCUCUGCAGCCUGAAGGCACCGUUUCCCUUCUCAUCGACUCCUCUGAGUCCCAGUUGGAGCACUUCAGUAUGGAGACCUACUGCCACAACCUUAAGACCAGCCUACUAGGGCACACCUUGUUCUACGCUGAGGUUGUCACGUCUACCAUGGACCUGUUAGAGGGGUUGUCCCUGCAUUCGCCAAAGGAAAUGAGUCUGAUAGCAGUAGCAGCUCGACAGAACCGGGGGAGAGGUCGCAGCAGGAAUGAGUGGCUCAGCCCUCUUGGCUGUGCUAUGUUCACUGUCAGCGUCCAGGUGGAGUUGGGCUCCAGACUCGGACAGAGGAUUCCCUUCCUACAGCAUCUUGCAGCUUUAGCUGUUGUCGAGGCUGUUCGCACACUUCCUGGUUACGAGGACAUAGACCUGAGGGUGAAGUGGCCUAAUGACAUCUACUACAGUAACCUGAUGAAGCUCGGAGGAGUCCUGGUCACUUCCACUGUGAUGGGCUCCACCUUUCAUCUGCUGAUAGGUUGCGGCUUCAAUGUGACCAACAGCAACCCAACUGUUUGCAUUAACGACCUGAUCCAGCAGUACAACAUGCAGAACAGCUGUAGUCUGCAGCUGCUCAGCUGUGCCCAGCUCAUUGCUCGAACUGUCACCAUCCUGGAGGAAUUCAUCAGUAGCUUCCAACAAAGAGGCCCAGACGCUAUCCUGCCCACCUACUACAAGAGAUGGCUGCACAGUGGGACUCAGGUCCGUCUCUGGAGCGAGGACGGAUUGGAGGCCGAGGUGGUGGGUCUGGAUCAAAACGGCUUCCUCCAAGUCCACAGCAAGGAGCAGGGCAUGGUCUCAGUGGAACCUGAUGGAAAUUCCUUUGACAUGCUGAAGAAUCUGGUAGUUAUGAAGCAGCAUUAGGACCAAAUUCAACAACAACCAGAACUUUCAUCUGUUUUUAAAUUGAAAUAAUUAGUUCGACAGAAAUGUUCAUGUAACCAUACAAAUAUAUGCUGGUUUUCUAAUUCAGUAAUGCAUCACUAAAUGUGUUUCCUCUCAUUAAUGGAACUGUCUGUUAGCUUGUCUUAAUGUAAACCUGGCAUAUACUGUUGUCAGUUGGGGUUAUCUGGUCACAACAUACGGAUACUGUAUUAAAAACGAGUUUGAAGCUGAAAAAUGGAAUUUUACAGACCUCAGACUUCCUUCCCUUUAUGCUACUUCAUAAUCCUGUUGGAUCAUCAUGUGCUGGUCUGGGACCAUCGACUUAAACUGUUAUCUGACAUCCUGUAUUACUUUCUCAGAACAUCAAAUAUCCUAACCUUACCUGAAUGUCUAACUUAAGUUCACACCAGGCCACUUACAUUUUUGGAGUGGGGUAAUAUCCUGUCAUCAUCAUCUACAUGUCCUGUGUCCCUCUUUAUAAAUGUGUCUGACAUGCAUGUUGUUUUUCAGUCUUCCAUUCAUUUUUCUUACAUAACUUCCUCUGAUUGGUCUAUAAACCCAAACUAUUCAAAAAGUGUUUUCAGACUGUAAAUCAGUUGAACCGUUUAGUUUUUUCCCAGAUCAAAAUCAGCUCUUUUGCUCGGACCAGAGACCAGCUGUUCAGUCCCCACCAUGGUCCAGGGGAGAUUUCACAACUGCAAAUUUGGUUCACAUCAAACUGUCACAUCUCAAAGUUUGGACCAAGCGAGGCAGGUGUUAAAGCACCUUACACUUAGUCUAGACCAAAAUGUCCUAACCAGAAUACUAGAAAUCCACUUUAUUGGUCAUUGUUUGAAAUAGUCCUAAACUUAUUCUUGUCCUGAUUUUACUGAGACGCUUUCCUGAAGGAAGAUGACAGUUAAUCCAGGACUGAAUUGAGGCUUACAUGAUACCUCUCAGGAGACAGGUUUAACUUUAGAUUAACAUGGUUUCUCAGAGAAGCCACAUUAAUUACUAUGGGAGGGGUGAGGUAGAGGAUGGAAGUACUGUACAAAUGUACCACCAUUUACCACAGACACUGAGAAGGACAUGCAUUUUUGCAUGGGCCACUCGAAGUACAGAUCUUUUGACAUACCUUACCUUGUUAUCUCUUUGCAUGUUCAGAUGCAUUUUCGUGUCCUCAGCAAAUAAAUUAUAUUUUGAAAGUUAAAAGGUAUAUUUUGUCUGGUAUGUUACAGGACACCCCUAACAAAAGUUGUUGUGUUGUUCUUGCAAAUGCAUGUAUAUUUGCAUUGAAUUCAUUCCACACAGACAUGCGCACAUUCCUUGUCUUUGAUUCUACAGCUGAUGUGUGAUGUUUUUAUCAGCAGUGAUGGAGUUUUGAAGCUAUUUGCUUUUAAAGAGUUUUCUCAAGUGCAGUAAAGCUUUUUUGAUCAGUC